AUGAGUAACAAUGAAGUAUUCAGGCUCAGGAAAGAGCUUGAGCUUAUGAAGGAAAAGUAUGAGGAAAUCAAAUAGUAAAAUAUUGCUCUCGAAGAUGCAAAUAUCAAGCUUAGCAAAGAGUGCGAUGAAUUCUAAGAGGCUGCACUUUAAGGUGAGAGAAUAAAAUAGAAAACAAAAGCCCUUAUAGAAGAAGCUGAAAAAAAAGUCAGUGAAUUUGAAAAGGCAAAAUAUGAUCAAACAAUCCAAGAGCUUAAUAUACUAAAAAACCAAAACGUUAAUUACAACAACCAAAUAAAAGCUUAUUUGGAAGAAAUUAAUAGCAAGGACUAGCAAAUUUUAAAUUUAAGAAGAGAAUUGAAAAAUUUGAAGAGGAGAUAGGAAGGCCCUGAGUUUAAUGAAAAUAAAUGGGAAUAAGAUUAAAAGGAAUAAAAUGAAACUGAGAAUUCAUACAAAAAGAAAUUAGAAGCUGAGAGACAAAAGUUCUCACAACUCAGUGAAAAGAUGGAUAACAUCUUGGCUGAAAAUAGAGUUUUGAGAAGACUUGCACAAGUCCCUGAGAAUUAUGGUUUUAACUUGGAAGAAAUUAAAAUCGCUGAAAUGCAUCAAAUCGAAGAUUAUAAGGCUUAAAAUAGAACCUUAGAAAAACUUAAUGAGGAGCUUGAAGCGGAGCGUCUUCAAUUGAGAAAUAGAUUGAGAACUCUCUCUAACCUCUAUGAUCAACGUCCUAAAGGUGAACGUUAUAAAAAUCUCACCAAGGAAUAAUUGGAGAAGUUAGAUCAGUAUGUAGCAGAUCAUAUUAUUAAUUAGCUUCCUAAUACAAAAAUGCAUGGAGAUUCUUCUAAGAUGCACGAAAAGGAUAUGAUUAUUAAGGACUUACAAGAAAGACUAAAAUAAUACGAAAGGGAUUCCAACUUUAGAAAUGAUAGUACAUACAUGGCUUCUCAUAUUCCAGCUUCUCACUAUAAUGCUGAUGAUAUUAAGAAUCUUACAUUUUAGAAUGAGUAGCUCAAAUAGAUGCUAGCUAAAGUUAACGAACUACUCGAAGAAAUAAAAAAGAAUGGAGGAAGAUAUCCUGCUGAUAAGUAGUAACAAGGAAAUCCUGAAUAAAUUGCUAGAUUAUAAGGAAACUAGUCUAACUUAGCCAGACCACCUUAACCUAUGCCUGGAUCUUUUGGUGAUUGGGAAGAUAUUUCACAAGUUAAGAGCUUCAAAUUCAAACAAAUGAUACCUGCUGAUAUCUUUGAGUUGUACUCUGGAGUAGGUUUCGAUACAGUUUUGGCUAAAUAUUAAAUUGCAUAACUUUAAGUUAUGAAUUUAGAAAGUAUGAAAAUGCUUAAAGUAAAGGAAGAAGAAUAUAAAAAUAUGGAAAUGGAGGUUGAAGAAAUGAAAAGACAACUAUAAAAUUGUCUGCGUGUUUAAGAUAAUUUAUAUGAAAAAUACUAUGAAGAAACAACAAAGUUAAAAGAAAAUAUUAAAAUUUAUGACUCGUAAUUAGGAGAUAAAACUGCGGAAGUUUAAAAAUUAAAAGAAGAACUGAAUGAAUAUAAAAAAAUGAAUGAACUUCAUAUGAAAAAUGAUAAAAAUUUGUAACUAUAAAAAAUAGCAGAAUUAACACAUAAAAUUUCAAAAUUAGACGUGACUUUAAUUAAGAUAUCAAGAAAGUAUUCAUGUUUGUAGGACGAAUACAACGAGCUCAGUGAGUCAUAUAAAAAUAUGAAUGUUGACUUUAGAAAUAAAGAAGAACAGCUUAUAUAAAAAAUUCAUAGUUUAUUAGACUGGAAGAAGAAGGCUUCCCAUUACCUUAAGGUACUGCUUUAAGAAUGUUAAAACUCCGUCUCUAAGUCUAAGCACAACAUUUUAAGAAAUAAGUUUGAAAAAUCAUAAGAUGAUCUUGCCAAUAUAAAGGAAAAGAAUACUGCUCUUCUCUCCUAAAUAUAAAAAUUAAAAAAUUAUGAAAGAGAAUUAGAUGAGAGAAACACUAAGAUAAGAAUUAUGGAAGAUGAAAUGGUUGAGUUACAACUAGAAACUGAAUUAAUCAAGAAAAUGCUUGAAAUGUCAGACUAAAGCUUUAGGAGAUAUCAGUAAGCAAUGCAAAAAUUAGUUUAGAAAAUGUAACAAAAAAAUAUUUCUCCUAUGCAAGUAUUUGCUUAAAUUGAUGAUAAUAGAGAUGGUGAACUCAAUCCAUCAGAAUUUUAGCUAGCUAUGAGAAAACUUAAGGUAGAUUUCAGCAAUCAAGAGAUAGAAAUUCUGUUUAGAUUUAUGGACUUCGAUGGUAACAACAAAAUUGAUUUAAAAGAAUUUUCAAGAAAAAUGAGGAGAUAAGGACUAACAAUAAGAAAAUCAUAGGAAUAAGUAAUUUUCACUUUGUGGGAAAAAAUGUAGCAAGCAGGUUUAAGCAUUAGUGAUGCUUUCUAAGCUUUUGAUAAAGAUCGCAGCGGUGAAGUUACUAAGGAUGAAAUGCUAGUUACUCUGCAAUCUCUUAUUAAAGACAUAGAAGCUGAUACAGUAGAUUAUGUUUUUAAGAUUGCUGAUACUUCUGGAGACGGAAAAAUCACAUAUAGUGAAUUCCACGCACUCUUUGAAAAUAUAAUAUAAGAUGUCAUGAGAUAAUAAAUAUUAAUGAAUGUAGAGGAGUUGAGCUGGUAAAAGCAAUUAGUUUUAAAAAUUGAUGAAGCUAUACAUUAGCAAGGCUAAUAUAUUAAAGAUUUAUACAAUUACAUUGAUAACAGUGGAGAUGAAAAAAUAUCUUUAAAAGAAUUUAAAGGCUUAUUUGAAAACCUCAAAGUUGAUAUAAGUGAUGAAUAAAUUAAGUAAUUGUUCCGUGAUAUAGAUAAUGAUAGCAAUGGCUACAUUGAAUACAAUGAGCUUUUGAACUACAUUAAAUAAGCAACAGUUGAGAAAAAUAAAAUAUAAAAAAUGAAGAAAAUCAGUGAUAAAAUUAAAGAAAUGCAAAAGUAGCAUACAAGCUAUGAUAAUGUUGAAAACUAAGAUAUACAAGCACUACCUAAAGAGGCUCGUCUGGAAAUGAAGAUAAGUUUAAUGGAAAUCAAAGAAAAGAACCUUCUUAAUAGAUGCGACACUUUGAUGUAUUCUCUCAACUUGUCAAAGAAAGAAAAUGCAAGAAUUCAACUUCAAUUAAAUGAGAGAGAAGGUGAAAUUCUCAGUAUUAUGAAAAAAUACAAUGAAGCUCAAAGAUUGAAUUAUAAAUAUUUAAAUAUCAUUUAAGGAAGUGAAACCAAAUUUAGAGCUAAAUAAAUUCAUAAUUUAAAUAAGAGAGUUCUCAAGGAAAAUGUUGAAUUGAGAAGCUAAAAUAGAAUUCUUAAAGAUUUGCAUGAGUUCUCAAGUAACUAAGUCAAGGAUUUAUUGAUUACCUUAGAGAGAAAGAAAUUCGAAACCGAGCAUCUACAUGAAACAAUUAAAGAUCUUCAAUCUUUAUCUGACGAGAAGGCUGUUGUUGGUAAACUUUAACACUCUCUUAUGGUUUCAAGGUUUAAUUAGGCUUAAACCAAUAUUAAAUACGAUAAUCUUAUCCAUGACUAUGAAAAGUAAUAAUAUGAAGUGCAAAUAUUGGAACAUGAAUUAGCUGAAAGCAAAGAUGAUGCCAUUGAAACUCGUGAAAUUUUACGUUAAAAGAUUACUGAGUAUGAGGACUUAAUUACAGAUUUAAGAUCUAGAAUACUUCCAACUAUCAACAUGAGUAAAAUAGAUGAAAUGUACUCUCGUAUUAAUGAAUUAUCAUCAAUGAAAAUGAAUUUAGAAAUAUAAAAUAAGAAACUUAGAGAUGAAAAUCAUGAAUUAGCUAUUAAGUGUGAUUAUUUCGAAGCUCUUGAAUAACAAUUCGACACACUCAAAAGAGAUCUUUAAAAUGAAUAUCCUGAUGAACUCCACUAAAGAAUUAUAGAAUUAUCUAUGCAGGUUUCUGAAUAGAGACUUCUAGAAAUGAAGGCUAAGAGAGACUAAGAAUUAGCUAAAGAAAAGGAAGAAUAUUUCUCAAGAAUAACUAGGUAACAUUUAGAGCAUGUUAAGUAAUUAGAAAACGAACUUGAAUAAGUCAACAAAAAAUUCAAUGACAGAGAAUAGUUCUGGCGUUAAAAACAUUAAGAAGCUAUGGAAAUGGUUAUGAAUGACAAAGUGGCUAAAGACAAAGAGGAGGAAACCUUACUAAAAUUGAGAAGAGAUGCAGGCAAAACAAAUAAACUGGUUGGUGUCGUUAGAAUGAACAAGGACACACCAUAACCAAAGACACCAGGUCAAAAGAUUGAAAGUGGAGAGGAAACAGAGGUUAUUUCAGAAUUAAAACAAUAAUUGCAAUUAGCUAAGGAUAUUGAAAUGAAGUUAAAAGAUGAAAACGAUAGGUUAAGCAAAUAGCUUAAAGAGCUUAAUUAUUAGAUUAAGAGAUCUAAUAACGAAUAUCAACCAUCACGUGUCUAAUAAGCUUAAAUUUUCAAUGAAGAAGGAGAAAAAUUAGCUUAGGCUGCUUAAAAGACUAUAAGCACUCUACAAAGUAUAAUAGAUGAUAAAAAUCAUGAAAUAGAAAGAAAAGAUUUACUUAUUGAAAAGAUGAAGAGAGACUAUCGUAUCGAAAAAGAAAAAGAUUCUUAAGAAAUUCGCCGUUUGAUUGCUUAAAUUAAUCUUGCACCUAAUUCUAUUUCAGCACAAAAUCCAAGUAUGGUUGUUUAAAGCAGCUCCCAUUUCAAUAAUAAUUAAUAUUGGGAUGAUGUUGGAAAUACUUUAGACCAAAAAGAUAGACAAAUAGAAUAGUUGAAUAAUAUGAAGGACAACCUUGAAGUAAAGCAAAAAACAUUAGAAGCUAAAAUAGUUGAACUUGAGUAAAAGAUUAGAUAAUUAGAAGAUGAGCUCAUUUUAGAAAGAAGAAACAAUCAAACACAAGAACUUGAGGCUAAAGUAGCAAGCUUAGACAAACUCUUGAAGAAGAGAGAUAAAGAUAUUUUGGAGAUCAAGAGAUAACAAACUGAUUUAGCAAAUGACUAUAAGAAGGCAAUAGAACAAAAUUUGGAAAAGGAAGAUUAAUAUAGAGACAAAGUUUUGUAAGUUAAAAAAGACAAUAAAGAGUUAAGCAAUAAAGUAGACCAAUAAAAGAAAGAUAAUGAGAAACUUGAAUUGGAAAUGAAAGAAGCUAUAAAAACAAUCAGACAAUUAAAGCAAUAGCUAUCAUCUACAAGAAGCGAUGUCGAUUAACUCCAGAUAUAAGAAUCUAAGUCAAUCAAGGAAUCUUAAAAAGAAAAAAUUAAAUUAGGAGGAAGGGUAGAAUCAGAGAGUUAAAAUAUUGCUGUGAUAGAUAUGAAAAAGCUUUUAAAUAAAGAGAAGGCUGAAAAAGAAAAAGUACUUGAAACUCUUAAAAAGUUAGAAGUUGAAAAGAAAGAACUCUUAGAAAAGAUUGAAUUUAUCAAAAAGCAGGGAUUAAAAUCUGAUGACUUAUUUGAUGAAGAAAACUUCCUUAAGCCAUAUAAAAAAUCUGAUUUCUAAAAUGCAGAAGAUGUUGCCUUCCAAAUAAGAAGAUUUGUAAAGGAAAAUCCAUCAUUUAAUUUAAUCUAAGAAUUAAAGAAUAGCUAAGAAAAAUAAAGUGGAAAUAUUACAGUUGGAAAUUUAAAAAAGCUAUUCGAUAAAUAUGAUUUAAAGAUAAGACAAGAAGAUUAUAAUUUAUUGACAAAGCCUGUUUAAGCAACAACCUCCCAAGGAAUGAAGUCAACUCUAAGUGGAGACUAGUAGCCUCUGAAUAUAAUUAAAUUGUUUUAUUUAAUUAACAAUGUCAAUUCAACUGAGAUCUAAUCAGAGUAGCAAAUAGAUGUUGACGUUAAAGGAAAGGGAGAUAUUCCUAAUAUUGACAGAAGCGAUGGAUUCAAGCCAUAAGCUACUAAAGAGAAGUUCGGACCAGCUUCUACUAUACAAGCCUCUAAUAAAAUUUAAGAAGAUCUUUAGAAGAGAAAUGAUAUGCUUAAAGCUUAAUUAAGCAAUAUCAAGGAUGAAAAAGAUAAGAUUUAGAAAUAAUUGAAUCUAAAGUCUGAACAAUGCAAGUCUCUUGAAACAUAACUUAAGAAGUAAAUGAAUAAAACAGGUUUAGAAAUGACUCCUUUACACAGACAAAGUUCUGGACAGAAUCAAAGUCAAUAAGCAGAAGCCGUGAGUGAGCUUAAAGAUAUGAUAUUCGAACUUGAAGAUGAAAAGAAUACUCUAAAUCAACAUUUAAGAACUAAAGAAUUAGAAUUAAAGAAAGUCAAAGAAGAAAAGACUAAGUUAGAAGAAUAAUUAAAGGAGCUUAAGAUCCAUAACUUAAAAUUAAAUAAUCAAAUUGAUUCCCUUUCUCAAACUAAGAUUCAUCCAGAUGACUUAAAGCAAAACAUUAUACUAGAAAAAGAUCUUUUAAUUAAAGACUUAAAAGACAAGUUAGAUAAAUAGAGAAGAGAAGAAUAAAAUCUCAUCGAUUAAUUAUAUAACAUUGAAAGAGAUAAUAAAGAAUUAAAAUUCGCUAAAGAGCAAUUCGAUGUUCAAGUGCAAAGACUUAACAGAAGAAUAGGAGAACUUGAAGAAAGUAAAAGAUCUGGUUCUCUAAACAAAUUCCAAGCUGCUGGAUAGGGAAAUAGCACUCUAAAGAAAGUGCCAAGCAGAAAAUGA
Molecule: messenger RNA, 6633 nt
Organism: Tetrahymena thermophila SB210
Lineage: Eukaryota; Ciliophora; Oligohymenophorea; Hymenostomatida; Tetrahymenidae
Product: EF-hand pair protein
Exons: 17
Molecular function (GO): calcium ion binding
Source: RefSeq, a predicted model, not a curated record